Messenger RNA from Orcinus orca (killer whale), 2336 nucleotides. It is a transcript of the gene ST13, whose product is annotated as ST13 Hsp70 interacting protein. Bases 431 to 1540 code for a protein of 369 amino acids. The record is from RefSeq and is a predicted model, not a curated record. Gene Ontology annotation, molecular function: protein dimerization activity; Hsp70 protein binding. The transcript is spliced from 12 exons. NCBI's taxonomy places the organism in Eukaryota, Metazoa, Chordata, Mammalia, Artiodactyla, Delphinidae.
UCAUGACGUCAUGUUCCAUUUAACGGCCACAAUCACAGAAUAUUCUAUUCUAAAUGACUCCCCGCAGGGGCUGACAGCUCCCGCCUCCUUGAAAGCACCGGAUAGGAGGUUGAUCCAUCUAGAGCACUGUUCUGAGUGAAGAUAAGAAUCCGUGCAUGGAGAGGCAGGCACCAGCACGAACAGCCACACUUCUAGAAGAUUCUAGCCAGUGCACAACGCGGCUGUAGUGGAAUAGGAAUGAACGGGCGAAGGACCCGGGGUCACGAGACCGUUGGGUGGGCGGAGCCAGCGGCCGGGGAGGUUCUAGUCUGUUCUGCCUCUCAGCAGCCGCCCCCUUUACGCGGUCACGCUGAGCUAGCCCGGGCUUGGGAUCGGGCCGCAGCCUCUGCCGCGCCCGUCGCCUACUGCUGCCUCCCGCCGCCUCCGGACUAUGGACCCCCGCAAAGUGAGCGAGCUUCGAGCCUUUGUGAAAAUGUGCAAGCAGGACCCAAGCGUUCUGCACACCGAGGAAAUGCGCUUCCUGAAGGAGUGGGUGGAGAGCAUGGGGGGUAAAAUACCACCUGCUACUCAUAAAACUAAAUUGGAAGAAAAUACCAAGGAAGAAAAAACAGAUAGUAGGAAGGCGGAGGAAAACAUAAAGACAGACGAACCAUCAAGUGAGGAGAGUGAUCUAGAAAUUGACAAUGAAGGUGUGAUUGAACCAGACACUGAUGCCCCUCAAGAAAUGGGAGAUGAAAAUGUAGAGAUAACUGAGGAGAUGAUGGAUCAGGCAAAUGAUAAAAAAGUGGCUGCCAUUGAUGCCCUAAAUGAUGGUGAACUACAGAAAGCCAUUGACUUGUUCACAGAUGCCAUCAAGCUAAAUCCUCGUUUGGCCAUUCUUUAUGCCAAGAGAGCGAGUGUCUUCAUCAAAUUACAGAAGCCAAAUGCUGCCAUCCGAGACUGUGACAGAGCUAUUGAAAUAAAUCCUGAUUCUGCUCAGCCAUACAAGUGGCGAGGGAAAGCACACAGACUUUUGGGCCAUUGGGAAGAAGCUGCCCAUGAUCUUGCCCUUGCCUGUAAGCUGGAUUAUGAUGAAGAUGCUAGUGCAAUGCUGAAAGAAGUUCAACCAAGGGCCCAGAAAAUUGCUGAACAUCGGAGAAAGUAUGAGCGAAAACGUGAAGAGCGAGAGAUCAAAGAGAGAAUAGAAAGGGUCAAGAAGGCUCGGGAAGAACAUGAGAGAGCCCAGAGGGAGGAAGAAGCCAGACGACAAUCAGGAGCUCAGUAUGGCUCUUUUCCAGGUGGCUUUCCUGGCGGAAUGCCUGGUAAUUUUCCUGGAGGAAUGCCUGGAAUGGGAGGGGGCAUGCCUGGAAUGGCAGGAAUGCCUGGGCUCAAUGAAAUUCUUAGUGAUCCAGAGGUUCUUGCAGCCAUGCAGGAUCCAGAAGUUAUGGUGGCCUUCCAGGAUGUGGCUCAGAACCCGGCAAAUAUGUCAAAAUAUCAGAGCAACCCAAAGGUUAUGAAUCUCAUCAGUAAAUUGUCGGCCAAAUUUGGAGGUCAAGCAUAAUGCCCUUCUGACAAAUAAAGCCCCUGCUGAAGAAAAAGCAACUUAGAUCACCUAAUGGAUGUCGCAAUAAUACAAACCAGUGUACCUCUGAUCUUCUCAUGAAGAAAGCUGGGGUGCUUUGAAGAUAAUCCCUACCCCUCUGCUCCAAAUGCAGCUGAAACAUUUUACAGUGGUUUGCCAUUAGGGUAUUCAUUCAGAUAAUGUUUUCUUACUAGAAAUUUAAAACUUUAAACAAUUUUUAAACCUUAAAAAUAUUUAAAACAAGGGGGUGUGUUAAUCCCUACAUUUUUCUUUACUAAUCAUUUUGGUUUUUUCCUUUGAAUUAGUUAGGCAAGGAAGAUACUUCAGUAUGGAAGAUUUAUUGUUCAAGUUUGAGUGAAAUAAAGAUUUAUUAGUGGGAAGCAAAUGUAACAUUUAAAUAGAUAAAGUUUGAGUUGGAUAUAUGGUCACUGAGGCAUUUUGAUUUGUCUUUUUAAUUGCUUUAUUAUUAUUAUUUUUAAUGAUUUGCUUCCAUGAAACUAUUGGGACCACCAGUCUUGCAGUAGGACCUGGGUAGGGACUGGAAGUACUUGGCAGGGCAGCAGUAAUCUUACUACAUUUUAUAUAAUGUGUACCCUUGUGCAGAUUAACUUAAAUCUUACACUGUGGUGAAAGGAUGAUUUUUAUACUGCUGCAGUAAAAUUGGAUUACUUCGCUCUGUUCUUGUCUGAUAUCUAAAAUAAAUGUUUCACAUUUCCACACAGGGGAAAUAAGGGAAUACUUUUCUUUUUGUAUUUCUAUGUUUAAAAUGUUCUUU